Parastagonospora nodorum SN15 is the source of this 859-nucleotide messenger RNA. RefSeq lists its product as hypothetical. The coding region runs from base 72 to 680 and encodes 202 amino acids. The record is from RefSeq and is a predicted model, not a curated record. The transcript has 4 exons. NCBI's taxonomy places the organism in Eukaryota, Fungi, Ascomycota, Dothideomycetes, Pleosporales, Phaeosphaeriaceae.
CAUCCUCUCAUCUCUUCAAGCACCAUUUCACUUCCUUAUCACAAACCCAAGCUUCAGAAGUGACAGCAAACAUGGUCUCUUUCCGUAACCUCAUCGUCUCGGCUCUGGCUCUUGCCGCUCCCAUUGCUGCUCAAGCGUCUCCUGCUGAUGUCGUCAAGAACAUACAGGCCAUCACGCAGAAGAGUCAGGCUCUUCAGGCGCCUGCGCAGAGCAUCAAUCUUAUCAACGGUCCUUUGAUCCUCAUUGGUCAGGGCCCAUUCCCCCAGAUUAUUGUAGGAUUCACCGACAUCGUCUCUUCCGCCACCACGUACAUUACCCAGAUGCAAGGCAUGGCACCCGUCCCCGCCGGCGCUCCCGCCGACGCCAUAUUCGAUGCGUUCCGCGAGUUCGUGCGCGUCCACCAAGCCCUCCUGAACAUCCUGAUCGGCAAGGCUGGGCUUUUCGAGACCGUCCCGUUCAUCGGCCAGCCCAUCGCUUCUGUGCUUCGUCAGAUUGAGAAUGUCGUUGAUACCAUCGCCUUUGCGCUCAUUGACACCGUCGAGUCCAGGGCGAAGGACCUCCAGGGCCAGGCAAGCGCGCUCGGCAACACCCUGGAUCUUGCUGUCAAUAGGUACCAGGGCAUCGCCAACGUGAAGCGUUCCCUCAGGUUCGCACCUCGCGAAAUUGCUGCUGAGGCUUAGAGGGCGAUGUAGAUGACGAUCUAGGGGAGGGGCUUCAGCAGUGAAGGGGUAUGAGAAGUAUACCAGGGGUAAUGUGAUUCGAAGAUGUCGGAGGAGGUAAUAGUAUAGUGUUGAAGUAGCUCGAUACAAUUGCAGCUAUUUCUUAGAAAGAUGCAUCCAGCACUUUCAAUCAACCCUUC